GUGUGUGUGUGAGUGUGUGUGUGAGUGUGUGUAUUUAUUUAUCCUUUUUUUUGUUGAAAUCUUAUUAAUUGGUUUAUUAUUUAAUCAAAUCUGAAUUGUCCUAAUUCUUUUGGAUUGAUCUCGUCUGAUUUUUCUGUUCCUGCGUUUAUGUAGUUGAUUUUAAUUUCUUUCCCAAUCUCUGUAACGCUGUAAAUGCUGUUCUGCAGUGUGAGCGGGGGUCACCCUCAGUGUGUUUCCCAGUGAAAAUAAAGGUUGAUUGAUUGAAUUAAGCAGCCCGAGUGGAGCUUCUAUACUGCCCCCUCGCAUCCAUCAGCACUCAGAUCUGGGAAAGGGGGGCAUGCUGGGCCCAGCGUCUCUCCUCCACUGUGGGCUAUUUAUGUCCUCUGUCUAUUAUUUAUAUCUCGACCUCUUUUCUUGUUCCUGCCUACAGGACCUUCACGUCCUCCUGGAAAGCUGGCAUUUUUGAGGAACUGCAGUCUUUAUUCCAACACACAGAACUGAACGAUCUGACAGCGCUGAUGUGGUUAUUAACUAAUAACGGUCUAUUUUGAGAGCUGUAAGGACUAAAGGGCUCCGAAUCAGGGCGAAUGUGUUAUUAUGGGAUGUGUGUGGACCCAGCGGGCCGCCGUAGCUGCCUGCCCGUCACUCCCUCCCUCAGUGACUCAGAGCUGGAACAUGGCGGCCGCGCUGCCUCGGCCGAGCCCGCUCUGCGCGGACUGAGAGCGAAAGAGUCCCCGGGAGGAGAGCGCUGGGCUGCGGCUGCAGAGAGUGAGCCCGGGGCGGGUUAGUCUGUUCUCCGGGACAUGCCCGAGCCCGUGCGGGGGUAGAGAAGCGCCUGUUCUCGGUAUGGAGCCUCCGGGACGGAGCAGGCCAACGGUCCCACCGAAAGAUGUGUCCCAGCAGAACUCUGAGUUGGACGAGUUGUGGGACGAGCUCAGCCAGGACGAGGGGUCUUUCUACGGCGCCUCCCCUCCCCGCACCCCCCGCCAGAUGAAACGCAUGUCUGGCAAACACCAGAGAGGCACCCAGAGCAGAGCUGCAGGGCGCUCGCCCAUCAAAGAGAAGAGUCCCUCCGGCGCCUCGUCCCAGAGAGAGCGCGAGGGAGCCAAACCGUCUGAGUCCGCCGAGGAGGUCAGUUACAGGCAAGGCAAGAAGCAGCGGUCCAACCUGCGUUCUACCGAACGGGACAAAAAGAAGACUUUUGAGGGCUCCUUUAUGUUGGACCCCCUCUCCAAGUCUGGUCCCUUCAGCACAGUCAGCAUGGACCCCAGGAAGCCCUACCUGAGCUUGGGAUGCAGCUCCAGCAAGCUCCCCGUCAACAUGCCCCACCCUCUGCCCCGCACCCACCGCCAGACCUCGCGGACCGACUGUCCGGCCGACCGCCUGAAAUUCUUCGAGACGCUGCGUCUGCUGCUGAAGCUGACGUCCAUGUCGUCCAAGAAGAAGGAGAAGGAGCAGCGGGGCCUGGAGAACACGGCCUUCAUGGGCCAGAACAACGAGGUGAUCUGGCUGGAGCUGCAAGCCUGGCACGCGCGGCGCAGCAUCAACGACCAGGACCUGUUCCUCUACACGGCCCGCCAGGCUAUUCCGGACAUCAUCAACAAGGUGUUGCACUUCAAAGUGGACUACAGCUGCCUAGCCCCACCUGAGGCUCCGCUCGAGUCAGUCCAAAGAGACUCCUGCCCGGGAGCGUCUAACUGUGGGACCUGCCCCGGCUCCUGGGCCGAGGUAGACACCGUGGCCCUGCCGGGCUCGGGUUCGGCGUGCAGGGAGCACUUGCAGAGACAGCGACUGGCCUUUGAGCAGGUGAAGGGCGUGAUGGGCCUGCUGGAGUCUGUAGAAGCCCUCUACCCGUCGCUGCAGACUCUGCAGAAGGACUACGAGAAGUACGCGGCGCGGGACUUCCAGGGCAGGGUGCAGGCGCUCUGCGUGUGGCUCAAUAUCACUCAGGACCUGAACCAGAAGCUGCGUGUGAUGGGCACCGUGCUGGGCCUCCGAGACCUCUCCCGUAUCGGUUGGCCCAUCUUUGAAAUACCUUCGCCCCGCUGCUCUCGCGGCGGCGACGAACAGGACGAGGAGGACGAGAACAACUCCACGGCGACCUUCACGGCGGACAGCGACGUGGAGGAGGUCGAGAUGGGCGAGGCUGAAGCCAAAAGGGACGCAGUGACUUGCCUCACGCCCAAGUUUGCUCGUCUGUUGUCCGAGGAGUUGAUCCCGGCGUUCAGCGGCGAAAGCCAGUACUGCCCAACAGCCAUAUACAGGCCCUUUGUGGACAAGGCACUGAAGCAGAUGGGUCUGCGCAAACUCAUCCUGCGACUGCACAAGCUGAUGGACCGCUCACUGCAGAGGUCCAGGACUGCACUGCUGAGCCACGCGCCCACUCAAGAGCUGUCCGAGGUUCCGGACUGUUCCUCGCUGUACAGCGACUACCUGCCUGAGCUCUCUCGUCACCUGGCCGGACAGGUGGAGGAGGAGGCGGGCUCGGGACGGGUGUCGUGGGCGGAGCUUCAGGACAUGGACCUGCCCUCGUUUCAGCCUGCUUUCCUGGUGCUGUGCCGCGUGCUGCUAAACGUCAUUCACGAGUGCCUCAAACUGCGCCUGGAGCAGAGACCUGCAGGGAAGCCCUCGCUGCUCAGCAUCAAGCAGUUGGUGCGCGAGUGUAAGGAGGUGCUGAAAGGUGGGCUCCUCAUGAAGCAGUACUACCAGUUCAUGCUGCACGGCAUCAUUUCUGACCCCCAAGGCCUGCAGACCAACGCCAACAUUGACGAGUUUGAGGAAGACCUUCACAAGAUGCUCGAGGUGUACUUUGGCUACAUGCGCAGCUGGAUCGAGAUGUUGCAGCAGCUGCCGCAGGCUUCCCACAGCCUGAAGAACCUGCUGGAGGAGGAGUGGAACUUCACCAAGGUCAUCACUCCGUACAUCCGUGGAGGAGAAGCCCAGUCUGGAAAGCUUUUUUGCGACAUCGCUGGCAUGCUGCUGAGGUCCACGGGACACUUCCUGGACGUGGGCCUUCAGAAGAGCCGUGAUGAGUUCUGGGCGAGUACGGACGGUAGCACUGCCUCGGAUGAGAUCAGGCGGUCGGUGAUCGAGACGAGUCGAUCCCUUAAAGAACUUUUCCAUGAAGCCAGGGAGCGGGCGUCUAAAGCGCUGGGCUUUGCUAAGAUGCUGCGCAAGGAUCUCGAGAUCGCUGCUGACUUCAGCCUGGCCGGUGGAGUGCCUUGCAUCCUCCAAGCCCUGAAAGAAAGGAGCUAUGUUAAGGUCCAGAUCCCAGGCCUCGAGGAGCUCCAGGUGUUCGUCCCUUGCGGUCUGAUGGAGCAGCGCUCCACCAUCCUGCAGCUCCUGAAUGCAGCGGCGGGGAAGGAGUGCUCCAAAGAGCCGGAUGAGAUGCCUGAGGACGAGGCCUAUCUUCUCAUGAGCAAGCACGGAGCCGGGGACGCGCCCACAGAGGCCGGCUGGGCCCAGUGGGACGGAACCGUGCUCAAACUGGUGCCGCAGAUGGAGACGGUGGACACCUUACGGGCGAUGAAGGUAGAGAACCUGCUGUUGAUUGUGAUGCAGUCGGCUCACCUGGUGGCCCAGCGGAAAGCCUUCCAGCAGUCCAUGGAGGACCUGCUGACCCUGCGGCGUGAACAGACCUCCAGCCAGCCCCUCAUUGCCCGGGCCCUCGAGCAGCUAAAGAACGAGGCUCUGGAGCUGUGCAACAAGAUCAACAGUGCCAUCAAUCAGGUGGAGUACAUGUUCACGUCCGAGUUCGAGGCGGAGGUGGAGGAGUCGGAGUCGGCCACCCUGCAGCAGUACUACAGAGAGGCCAUGGUCCAGGGCUACAACUUCGCCUUUGAGUACCAUAAAGAGGUGGUGAGGCUGAUGUCAGGUGAGUUCAGACAGCGGAUCGGCGAGCGCUACAUCGCCUUCGCCCGCAAGUGGAUGAACUACGUGCUCACGAAGUGUGAGAGUGGAAGAGGAACCCGACCCAGGUGGGCGACACAAGGCUUUGACUUCCUCCAGGCCAUCGAACCCGUGUUCAUCUCUGCUCUGCCUGAAGACGAUUUCCUGAGUCUUCAGGCCCUGAUGAAUGAAUGUAUUGGUCAUGUGAUUGGGAAGCCACACAGUCCUGUGAGUGGUCUGUAUCUCGCUCCUCGAAACAGCCCUCGACCUGUUAAAGUGCCUCGCUGCCACAGCGACCCUCCGAACCCGUCCCUCUUCAUCCCCAACACAGAGGGCACCAGCGUCCAUGAGAACGACCGCCUGUCGUCAGUGGCAGCCGAGCUUCAGUUUAGAUCCCUCAGCCGCCACUCCAGCCCCACGGAGGACAGAGAAGAGCCGUCGUAUCCUAAGUCCGACCAUGCCGCUGCAGUCCGCCGAAGCUGGGAGCUUCGUAACUUCAUUAGCCAGUCCAAAGACACAGCGGCGCGUCAGAGUCCAAUGGAGGCGGUGCAGCGGGCCAUCCGCUCCUUUGAGGAGAAGCGAUAUGCUGCGCUGAGGCAGCGCAACGUGAUUGGCCAAGUGUGCAACACACCCAAGUCCUAUGACAACGUCAUGCAUGUCGGCCUCCGCAAAGUCACCUUUAAAUGGCAGAGAGGCAACAAGAUAGGUGAAGGGCAGUAUGGGAAGGUCUAUACCUGUAUUAAUGUGGACACAGGUGAACUGAUGGCUAUGAAGGAGAUUCGCUUCCAGCCCAACGACCACAAAACGAUAAAGGAGACGGCAGACGAGCUGAAGAUCUUCGAAGGAAUUAAACAUCCGAACCUGGUCCGCUACUUCGGUGUGGAGCUCCAUCGGGAGGAGAUGUACAUCUUUAUGGAAUACUGUGAUGAAGGCACGCUGGAGGAGGUCUCCAGACUGGGGCUGCAGGAACACGUGAUCCGACUGUACUGCAAGCAGAUCACCACCGCCAUCAACGUGCUGCACGAACACGGCAUCGUGCAUCGAGAUAUCAAAGGUGCCAAUAUUUUCCUCACGUCGUCUGGCCUGAUAAAGCUGGGGGACUUCGGCUGCUCGGUCAAGCUGAAGAACAACGCUCACACCAUGCCGGGCGAGGUGAACAGCACCCUGGGUACUGCAGCGUACAUGGCUCCUGAGGUCAUCACAAGGGCGAAGGGUGAAGGUCACGGGCGCGCGGCUGACAUCUGGAGUCUCGGCUGUGUUCUCAUCGAGAUGGUCACUGGAAAAAGACCGUGGCACGAGUAUGAGCACAACUUCCAGAUCAUGUAUAAGGUGGGCAUGGGCCACAAGCCCCCCAUCCCAGAGAAGCUGAGCACAGAGGGGAAAGAUUUCCUGACCCACUGUCUGGAGAGCGAGCCCAAACGCCGCUGGACUGCCAGCGCACUGCUGGACCAUCCCUUCGUCAAGGUGUGCACGGACGAGGAAUGACGCGGGAGGCGGCUCUGCGUUCUCUUUACGUUUACAAAAUGCUAGCACUACUGUGUACGGUAUUCUCAAGGAACUGUGGUCUCGUUAAUGAGUGACGACGAAGGACUGUAAACCUCUCCGGCGAUGGGACCGUUUGGGAGGCGUGAGAGAGAGAAAGUCUUACGUGUACAGGUAGUAGAUUAAAGGGCGGGUGUGUGGAAGGAGGGCGGCGGUAGCAGGCGGGAGGAGGCGUGAUGUACAUACUGUAAGAAUAUGUUUAGGGUUUAUCUUUUGUAUAAAGCUUAUUGUAAAGCCACUUCUGUCUCAGUGGAGGCAAAGAAUUCAGAUUAACAAGCAACAAGGAAGACAUUUUACACGAAGGAAACGAGAAAGAACAAAGGGCACUUUUCCGGAAAGCUGUUGCCUCAAAGCACAAAGGGCGCGUGCUGUAGUCUCAGAGCUGGAGAAGCAGAACGAGGAGCUCGAAGGGCAAGUCCACCUGUCUGCAAAAUUCAGCGUUUGAGACGUAAACAGAGUGGUUUGGUGUGAAACGGUUCAGAUGUCUUUACAGUGGUGGUGAUAGGAACCAGGGGUCGCCAUGACUACAACACAGAUAUAGACAUUUUAUUUACUAUCC
Molecule: messenger RNA, 5989 nt
Organism: Colossoma macropomum (tambaqui)
Lineage: Eukaryota; Metazoa; Chordata; Actinopteri; Characiformes; Serrasalmidae
Gene: map3k4
Product: mitogen-activated protein kinase kinase kinase 4
Exons: 27
Coding region: 847-5373 (1508 amino acids)
Biological process (GO): protein phosphorylation; MAPK cascade
Molecular function (GO): ATP binding; protein kinase activity
Source: RefSeq, a predicted model, not a curated record